Nomascus leucogenys (northern white-cheeked gibbon) is the source of this 2608-nucleotide messenger RNA. It is a transcript of the gene RBM41, whose product is annotated as RNA binding motif protein 41. Gene Ontology annotation, cellular component: U12-type spliceosomal complex. The record is from RefSeq and is a predicted model, not a curated record. NCBI's taxonomy places the organism in Eukaryota, Metazoa, Chordata, Mammalia, Primates, Hylobatidae. Gene Ontology annotation, molecular function: U12 snRNA binding; pre-mRNA intronic binding. Gene Ontology annotation, biological process: mRNA splicing, via spliceosome.
CGCCGCGUGGAGUUCUGGGACUUGAGGUCCGCGGCCUAUUUACCCAAGUUGGAGGUAGGGGCCUGUGGAAACAUGAAGAGGGUAAACAGCUGUGUGAAGAGUGAUGAGCAUGUCCUGGAGGAGCUUGAAACAGAAGGGGAGAGGCAGCUGAAAAGCCUCCUUCAGCAUCAACUUGAUACUUCUGUCUCCAUUGAGGAAUGUAUGUCUAAGAAAGAGAGCUUUGCUCCUGGUACUAUGUACAAGCCCUUUGGGAAGGAAGCAGCUGGGACUAUGACUUUGUCCCAAUUCCAGACACUGCAUGAGAAGGACCAGGAAACUGCUUCUCUCAGGGAAUUAGGGCUUAAUGAAACAGAAAUCUUGAUCUGGAAGAGCCAUGUUUCAGGUGAAAAGAAGACAAGACUGAGGGCAACUCCUGAAGCAAUACAGAACCGUCUUCAAGAUAUUGAAGAAAGGAUCUCGGAGCGUCAGCGCAUUCUUUGCCUGCCACAGAGAUUUGCAAAGAGCAAACAGCUGACCCGGCGAGAAAUGGAAAUAGAAAAGUCUUUAUUUCAGGGAGCUGAUCGUCACUCCUUCCUUAAGGCUCUUUAUUACCAAGCAUACCACAAAAAGACAAGUGCAGACAAGUACAUGACCUCAAUGAAGAGGAAGAUAAAAUUAGGCACAAAAGAUGAACCCCAAAAGAAGAACAAAGGUGAUCCCAUGAACAACCUGGAAAGUUUUUACCAAGAGAUGAUAAUGAAAAAACGUCUUGAAGAGUUCCAACUUAUGAGAGGUGAACCCUUUGCUUCCCACUCACUGGUCUCAGCUACAUCAGUGGGUGAUAGUGGCACAGCUGAGAGCCCAUCAUUACUCCAGGACAAGGGAAAACAGGCAGCACAGGGUAAAGGCCCCAGUCUCCAUGUGGCAAAUGUUAUUGAUUUUUCACCUGAGCAUUGUUGGACUGGGCCUAAGAAGCUGACGCAACCAAUAGAAUUUGUCCCAGAAGAUGAAAUCCAGAGAAAUCGUUUGUCAGAGGAAGAGAUCCGAAAAAUUCCUAUGUUUUCUUCAUAUAAUCCAGGGGAACCAAACAAGGUGUUAUACCUGAAGAACCUUAGCCCUCGGGUGACUGAAAGAGAUCUUGUGUCAUUGUUCGCUCGGUUCCAGGAGAAAAAAGGACCUCCAAUUCAAUUCCGAAUGAUGACUGGACGAAUGAGGGGCCAGGCUUUUAUCACCUUUCCCAAUAAGGAGAUAGCAUGGCAAGCAUUGCAUCUAGUAAAUGGAUAUAAACUACAUGGGAAAAUAUUGGUGAUAGAGUUUGGAAAGAACAAAAAGCAACGGUCAAAUCUCCAAGCGACUUCUCUCAUAUCAUGUGCUACAGGUGGCACUACAGAAAUUAGUGGUAGCUAGAAUAUAUAUAAAUUGUGGGUCCUAGAUGGUCUUUCUUGAAUUGGAAUCUUGGAUCUAGGAUUUAUGUAUAGACACCAGUUUGUUUGGAGUUGAAGAGGAAAAACUAACUGAGGGAGGGGAAAAAAGUAAUUUCAGCUUUUGGAGAGAACUGGUAGAAAACAUUUUCUAUUAUAUAAUUGAAGACUAUAUAGGACAGAUGAUAUGCUGAGUAUGAAGGGUAGAGUGCAAAGAGUAUUAUUUUCUCAGGAUAAAUUACAAGGGAUUAUGCCUAAGGAUUUUUAAAAAUCUUUAUAAUUUUUCUGGGGUCCUCAAUAUUUGUCUCUAGAGAUAACAUUCUUUCUUAGACUGCUUCCUAUAUAUAGAAAUAAAAAACUAAUUAAAUGUUGAAAUAUUUCUUUACUAGAGCCCAUUUGCCAUAUUUCAUCCACCUAGUAAAUAAAAGAUUAGGACCCCCAGGCCUAAGCAUCAACAAAUGCUAUGAAGUCAGAACUAUCAGCAGUAAUAGUAGGUAGUUUCAUAAGUUAGUUGACAUAUUUAAUGAAUGCUUCCUCCACAAGUUAUCAGUCUUCAAAAAGCUAUAUAUUUUUCUAGUGAAAUAUUUUAGAUCAAAAUGUUGAUGUUCUCAUAGCCAUUUAAGCUAGCAACCAUUGAGUAUCAUUGAAUUCAAAGCAAUAAACAUUGAUUAAAUGUCUAAUAUAUGUUAAAUAUUAAGCAUAUGAAUUUUAGAAGAGGAACGUACUAGCAAAGAAUACCAAAGGGAAAUAGAAAGAAAGAGUUCUCUAGCAAAGAGGAUGCCAGUCACAAAUCCCCCAGUUGUUUGUUUAUUGUUGCUGGAAAAUAAAAAGACAAUAUACAGAGAGGAAGUGGUACAAACUGGAGUCAGACCUGUACAGCCACACUUAACAUUCUGUGACCUUGGCAAGUCACUUAAUCUGAGCCUCGCAUUUUUCAUCUAUAAAGUGAGGAUAAUAAUGCUACUUACCUCAUUGGGUUGUGAAGAUGAACUGAGAUAUUACCCAGGCUGAAGAACAGAAAGGAAAACAAUGAAUAAAAUUGAACAAGAGCAUAGAACCUGUGUGACACCAUUAAGCAUUCCUACGUAUUUCUAAUGGGAGUACAGGAAAAAAGGAAGAGAAAAGAAGGAGCAGAAAAAUAUUCUAAGAAGUAAUGGCUAUAAAUACCCCCGAUUUGAUGAGAGACAUUAACCUAUACAUCCCAGAAG